Messenger RNA from Protopolystoma xenopodis, 339 nucleotides. Lineage: Eukaryota; Metazoa; Platyhelminthes; Monogenea; Polystomatidea; Polystomatidae. The record is from the annotation of a GenBank genome assembly.
AUGGCGUCACAAAUUUGCCUGAAGAAAGCGCGUUUCCUGUUGCUCGGACAUGAGAGAGGCGGCCUUCGAUGUGGUGCCCUUGACCACGUGACUCUGGAGACGCAGUCCCCUCGCGCCUCCUUGAAGCAUGUGGUUGCCGUCCCCGCCGGGCUAUUCGAUCUCGGCUCCCUCGAACUGAGGCCUCCUAAACCACAAAAUGCCCCAGACGUGAGAAAAUAUUGGGCUCAGAGACCCGUUGCAGCAGAAGUGCGUUCAAAAGCAUUGUUCGUCGCAUCGUUUCUUGUAAUUGCAUUCACAGCUCGUACGCGGAGGUCAUUUCGGCAUGCAGCAAAAGUGUGA